Messenger RNA from Rhincodon typus (whale shark), 3345 nucleotides. RefSeq names its product transcription factor MafB. Gene Ontology annotation, cellular component: nucleus. The transcript is spliced from 2 exons. NCBI's taxonomy places the organism in Eukaryota, Metazoa, Chordata, Chondrichthyes, Orectolobiformes, Rhincodontidae. Gene Ontology annotation, biological process: regulation of transcription by RNA polymerase II. Gene Ontology annotation, molecular function: DNA-binding transcription factor activity, RNA polymerase II-specific; RNA polymerase II cis-regulatory region sequence-specific DNA binding. The record is from RefSeq and is a predicted model, not a curated record. The coding region runs from base 776 to 1747 and encodes 323 amino acids.
UCUCUCUCUCUCGUACAGCAAAUGCUGCACUUGGCUUCAGAACAGCGAGGCUGUAAGCAUAGCGAGCUGAUCGAUGUUCAUCUCCACGCUGUCGCUGCACCCGAGAGGUACAGCUGAGCCGAGAGAAGCGGCAGCGGCAGCAGCAACACACAGAAAAAAAUCAGCAACAGAAACGCUCCUGGUUUUCUCCAAAAACCAACUGCUUUCUCGUUUUACCUCAUCUGGUCCGGGAAGACAGGACUUAGAACUUGCACCGGGGGCUCGGCAGCAUUGGAGGGGCAAAUCCGGACAACUUGCUCGCCUCUUUCCCUGCCCCCUCCCUACAAAACCCAACCUCCUCCUUAAAUCCUGGUGCUUUUUGAUCAUUUUUUUAACCCUCUCCCCCCUCCGAGGGUUUUUUUUUUAAUGUCCCCUCUUUUCUGCUGUUUUAUUUCUUCGUCUCGCUUCAAGAGCGGCGGCAGCUGAUUGCUGAACGUCAGCCCAGGCAGUUUAACAGAGGGAUCGCUACGCUGUGACAACGAAGCUUCAGGCAAGCAUAAAAAAGUCUUUCUCCCUCCCACCUCUCUCUCUCUCUCUCUGCCUCUCUCCAUGCAACGCGCCGUUCAGAGAAGUUUUACUUACUGAGAACCGUCCGUGCAAAGACGCUGGGGGGGAGAGAGUAAGAGGACAUCUGUCCAAACAGGGGCAACAAACAGAAAGAGAGAGAGAGAAAUAAAAGAAAGCAGAACCAGGGACUUUCAAAGUGUCGAGAACAUCCAGAAACAGACUGAAAGCAAUGACUACAGAGCUGGCCAUUAAUGCAGAGUUGCCUACCAGCCCGCUGGCCAUGGAGUAUGUCAAUGACUUUGAUCUGAUGAAAUUCGACGUGAAGAAGGAACCCUUGGGAACUGACCGCUCCGGGAGACACUGCAACCGGUUACAGCCCGCGGGCUCGGUCUCUUCCACCCCUAUCAGUACGCCGUGCAGCUCGGUGCCUUCCUCCCCCAGUUUCAGCCCCACCGAGCAGAAGACCCACCUGGAAGACUUGUACUGGAUGACGGCCAACUACCAGCAGCUGAACCCGGAGGCGCUGAACUUCAGCCCGGAGGACGCGGUGGAGGCUCUGAUCGGCAGCGCUCACGUUGUCCAGCUGCAACAGCAACAACAAGCGGGCUAUGAAGGGUUCCGGGGUCACCAUCACCACCACCAUCACCAUCACCACCAGUACCCAGGUGUGAGCCCGGACGAGCUGGGCAACGGUGCGGGUGCCCACCAUCAGCACCAUCACCAUGGGCACCACCACCAUCACCAACAGCAACAACAGCAGCAGCAGCAGCAGCACGGCUCUCCAGCCUCGGGCACCUCAUCCCCCUCCCAGCAGAUCCAGAGCUCUCCCCAUCACCCGGGCCUCCACGCCGAGGACAGGUUCUCGGACGAGCAGCUGGUCAGCAUGUCGGUGCGGGAGCUGAACAGGCACCUCCGGGGCUUCUCCAAAGACGACGUAAUCCGCCUGAAGCAGAAACGCCGGACCCUGAAGAACCGCGGCUACGCGCAGUCCUGUCGCUACAAGCGGGUGCAGCAGAAGCACCUGUUGGAGAACGAGAAGACCCAACUCAUCCAGCAGGUCGAGCAGCUCAAGCAAGAGGUGGCCAGGCUGAUGAGGGAGCGAGACGCCUACAAACUCAAGUGCGAGAAACUCGCCAGCAAUGGCUUCAGAGAGGCUGGGUCCACCAGCGACAACCCACCGUCUCCAGAUUUCUUCAUGUGAGUCCCCAAACGCCUGCCAUCCUCCAUCUAUAACACCCCAUCCAUAUGCCUGCUUGAGAGUUGUUAGAGAGAGCGAGCGAGAGCGAGAGAGAUACCUAUCUACAACAUAGCCCAUCCAUGUAUAUUGCCUGUGUUGGUUAUAUAUAGAGAGAGAAAAAUAGAAAACCUGCAUUUAAAACACACACACACACACACAAAUUAAUCCUGCAUGCUGGACAUGUAUGGUAAUAAUUUCUAUUUUGUACCAGUUUACUUUCCAUUCGGCAUGGCGUUGGUCUUAGCUUGUGUAUUUGAAAGAAGUUAUCACAGAAUAGUUGAACUUUUUACUGUCUGUGCAGUCCUCGGUUUUUAGCUGACGAAUAUAACAGCUUGUAAAUAAAUGCAACAAGAACUGUGUCCAUAUGCACUGAACCAUUUCAGCAGGCUGUGUUUUUUUUAAUGAAACUUUUUUUUCGGGGGGGAGGAAAGUUGUGAGCAAUUUUCCGCUUUAACAGAAACCAACAUUGUAACUUCUGCGCAUCUUCUUUCUUUGUUUUGGUUACUUUAUUUCCCUUGUUGUUUUGUUUGCUGCAGUUUUUUUUUCAAAGGAAACGGACAGAUAUGAAUAUAUACCAUACCAUUAGCAACAGUCUUUCCUUGUGCCAUUAACGUGUUAAUUUUACCUGGCGCUCAGAACAUGGGCGAUGAUUGCUUCAGAAUUUAGCUGAUUUAAGACAAUGACACUUUCUUUUUUAAAUUUAGAUUUUUUUUGGAUACUCCAAUUGUAAACUGUUCAUCACACAGUAGGAAGCUGUAUUUGUUUUAUAAAUGCGGUUUAUUUCCUAAAUCCCUGCCAAUUCUGGAGACAGAGACAGAAAGGUCAAGUUUUGGGUUCUGUAUGUUGUAAAUCCAAUGCUUGCUAACAAACAUGCAGUCACUGUAGUGAGAAUGUUUUAAAGUUUUUUUUAAGAAAAAUCUGAAAUUGAAACUAUUUUUUAUUACUGACAGUGUACGAAGACUCCAUUAGCCAAGCUGGUCGGCUAAAGUCUUCUUUACACCAAAGUGAUGCUUGAAAAAUGUACUCUCUUUAAUUCUCGAUAGUAUGCAUUCUUUUCUGUUGUGCAAGGUCAGUGUGUAAGAAGCACUGACAGUGUGACCAAAUUGAAAACUCUCUUUGUAAACCGCGCACUGCUGAGCGGAUGCAAAACGGCGUCUGACCUAAGUGAGUUUUUUUUAAAAAUGAAUAAAAAGUGUUAAGUUAACAUGAAUAUAACUAGACGGCGUGAAGGCAUUUGUGCUUCUUUACUUUUUAAAUAUUGUUAAAGCAUGAUUUUUUUCUCCAGUCGAGAAGAGAGAAAUAAAACAUUGAUUGUAGUGAUUGAAACGACCUUAUUCAGAUUCAUUAACUGCUCACAAAAAUUGCUCCCAUAAAUCCUGAAGAGAUCAUAAGCAGACAGCUUAUGGGAAUGACAAUGCCUUUCAAUUAUCUGUUCCGAACUGGAGUACGGUGGUGUUAUCCAAAAAAAAAGGUUUCUGUCUUUUUUUUCUCUUUUGUUCUGUGAAGACUGUUUUUUUUCUAUUAUAUGCUUAUUAAAGUCAUUCAAAUGGCAUUUAUUUUGA